Telopea speciosissima is the source of this 1837-nucleotide messenger RNA. Its product is annotated as probable serine/threonine-protein kinase PBL8. Lineage: Eukaryota; Viridiplantae; Streptophyta; Magnoliopsida; Proteales; Proteaceae. The transcript is spliced from 7 exons. The record is from RefSeq and is a predicted model, not a curated record. Gene Ontology annotation, biological process: protein phosphorylation. Gene Ontology annotation, molecular function: protein kinase activity; ATP binding. Bases 332 to 1588 code for a protein of 418 amino acids.
CGUUUUUCUGGGUGGAGGUUUCACAUAUUUGUUGAAUCUCGUCAGUAGAAGUGACGAACGGAGAGGGGAGAGCUCGCCGGCUUCACAUUCUGAAGAUUUCUUCGUUAUUUCAGUUGUUGUUUACAAAUGGAUCUUCUCCAACAGCUAAGAAGAAGAAAUGGAUGUACGGGAAGUUUCGAUUUUUAGCUAGUUAACCGUAAAGGAGUAAGAAAUACGGGGGAAAGAGCGGAAAUCACACCGUUCACAGAGACGGAGAGGGAGUAUUCAUAAUAAGAAGGGAGGUGGCGAAGAAUGAGACUCAGUGUUAGGGCGCAGCCACAAGAACGGGAAGAUGGGCAAUUGCGGUACCAGGGAAGAAUCAGCGGUCGUUGCUCAUGCUCACACCCAUGCUCAAGCUCAGGAAGUUCGUAUGUUCCCUUUGCCUGGUAAUAAUGCUCCUUCUGAUAAGAAGUACAACCAUUCCUUCUCGGAUUUGAGUGAUCCUUCUACCCCUCGCAACACUGAGGAUUCCAGAAAGAAUGCAGUUUUGUACACCCAUGUGAUAGCCUUCACACUCUUUGAACUUGAAACCAUUACCAAGAGUUUCCGUUCAGAUUACGUCCUUGGUGAAGGUGGGUUUGGGACUGUAUACAAGGGAUACAUAGAUGAGAAUGUGAGGGUUGGCCUCAAAUCUCUCCCUGUUGCUGUCAAAGUUCUUAAUAAAGAAGGUCUUCAGGGUCAUAGAGAAUGGCUUACAGAGGUCAAUUUUCUAGGGCAGCUUAGGCAUCCAAAUCUGGUGAAGUUGAUCGGGUACUGUUGUGAGGAUGAUCAUAGAUUACUUGUAUAUGAGUUCAUGUUUCGAGGCAGCCUGGAGAAUCACUUAUUCCGAAAGGCAGCAGUUCCAUUAUCUUGGGCGACAAGAAUGAUGAUUGCACUUGGAGCUGCCAAAGGGCUUGCUUUUCUUCACAAUGCAGAAAGGCCUGUUAUCUACCGGGACUUCAAGACCUCUAAUAUUCUACUGGACUCUGACUACACAGCUAAACUUUCAGAUUUUGGGCUUGCCAAAGCUGGACCGCAAGGUGAUGAGACUCAUGUAUCAACUCGUGUGAUGGGUACAUAUGGUUAUGCUGCACCUGAAUAUGUAAUGACUGGUCACCUGACUGCCAGGAGUGAUGUCUAUAGCUUUGGUGUUGUUCUUCUUGAGCUGUUAACAGGUAGGCGUUCUGUGGACAAAACACGACCUGGCAAGGAGCAGAGCCUGGUAGACUGGGCACGUCCAAAACUUAAUGAUAGAAGAAAGUUGCUGCAGAUAAUUGAUCCAAGAUUGGAGAAUCAAUACUCAGUGAGGGCUGCACAGAAGGCGUGCAGUUUGGCUUACUAUUGCCUGAGCCAAAAUCCUAAAGCAAGGCCUCUCAUGAGUGAUGUGGUAGAGACAUUGGAGCCCCUGCAAAGCAGUGGUGCAAAUGAAGUUUCGAGACAGGGUCCAGUCAGUUUGGGUCUUCCUGACAAUCAGAUGCACCGCAAGUUUGCAGGCAACGUUGCCGCUGGUUGUAGGUCUCAGAACCCCAAUUGUUCUCCAGGUGGCCCUGCAGCAUGCAGGGUGAGAUGAGAAAGUAUUAGAAGUGUUGUGUGAUGCAGGUUUCUGUGUGCUUAUUUUUCCGAGGUACCCCUCCUGUGGAAUGAUCAGAUGUCAAAAAUGUGUUUGAUAUCAAUUUCUGUGUGCUUAUUGUUCAAAUGGCAGUAUGUGAAUGGAUAAUGCUUGUUAAGAUACAUGUAUGCAUGUUCUUGGUAUUGCAUCUGCUUUUGACUUAAUAUUUUCUUUGCCUUCCUUGAUGCAUCAGUUGAUCCAUUUGCUCGA